This is a messenger RNA of Balaenoptera musculus (blue whale), 1166 nucleotides long. It is a transcript of the gene RAB25, whose product is annotated as RAB25, member RAS oncogene family. Gene Ontology annotation, molecular function: GTPase activity; GTP binding. The transcript is spliced from 5 exons. Lineage: Eukaryota; Metazoa; Chordata; Mammalia; Artiodactyla; Balaenopteridae. Gene Ontology annotation, cellular component: recycling endosome. The record is from RefSeq and is a predicted model, not a curated record. Bases 245 to 1114 code for a protein of 289 amino acids. Gene Ontology annotation, biological process: exocytosis.
GUUCUCAGCUUCCGUCCUCUCAGCUUCCUUACAGCACCGCCACCUGCGAGAGCUGAGCCCCCCUAGGCCCUGGCUAGCCUGAAGUCGGCCCUCGAUCCCUCUGGCUGCAGAAGUCUCUUUACUCCCGAUGAGAGGAAGGGCGGAUCCAGGUCUCUUGAGAGCUGAGGGUUGAGGGCAUUGAGCCAACGCAUAGACCCGUCACCUCUGCCCUUGAAGACACUUGUGCCCUCCAUGCGGAGCCAAGAUGGGGAACAGAAACGAGGAAGAUUAUAACUUUGUCUUCAAGGUGGUGCUGAUCGGCGAGUCAGGCGUGGGGAAGACCAAUCUGCUAUCCCGAUUCACUCGCAAUGAGUUCAGCCACGACAGCCGUACCACCAUCGGGGUUGAGUUCUCCACCCGCACUGUCAUGCUGGGCACCGCCGCUGUCAAGGCUCAGAUCUGGGACACGGCUGGCCUGGAGCGGUACCGAGCCAUCACCUCGGCGUACUAUCGUGGUGCGGUGGGGGCCCUACUGGUGUUUGACCUAACCAAGCACCAGACCUAUGCCGUGGUGGAGCGCUGGCUGAAGGAGCUCUACGACCACGCCGAGGCCACAAUCAUCGUCAUGCUCGUUGGUAACAAGAGUGACCUCAGCCAGGCCCGAGAGGUGCCUACUGACGAGGCCCGCAUGUUCGCUGAAAACAAUGGGCUGCUAUUCUUGGAGACCUCGGCCCUGGAUUCCACCAACGUUGAGCUGGCCUUUGAGACUGUCCUCAAAGGUAGAGCCCCUGCCAUUCGGCAGGCACCCCAUCCCAUCCGUGAGCCUUCUGUGGACAGUAGAUCUUCGCCAAGGUGUCCAAGCAGAGGCAGAACAGCACCCGGACCAAUGCCCUCACCCUGGGCAGUGAGCCGGGCCCUGGUGAGAAGAGGGCCUGUUGCAUCAGCCUCUGACCUGCCCCCGCUGGCGCUCUGGUGUCCCCCAUUCCCACCCCAGAUCCAGGAGCUUUCCCUGCCCUGUGGUUCCAGAUGUCAGAGUGGCCGGUCCUUGUUCACAGCCCCGCAGAGCUCUAAGGUCUUCAUGCGCCGCCCCUCCUCCCCACAUAUCUCUAUUAUCAGUCACCUCCUCACAGAAUAGGGCCCCCCAAUAAAGCUGUGUUUUGUAUCAAGACCUGGCCAUCCUGCUGCUU